Caenorhabditis auriculariae is the source of this 2108-nucleotide messenger RNA. The record is from the annotation of a GenBank genome assembly. NCBI's taxonomy places the organism in Eukaryota, Metazoa, Nematoda, Chromadorea, Rhabditida, Rhabditidae.
AUGGGCCGUGCAUCCUUGCCGCUGCAGAUCUUGUUCACGAUCAAAUUCUCAGUUCUCUACCUCUUCGUCUUCCUUUUCCAAGACAUUCCUCGAGUCCUUUUCGGCCGGAAAAAGAAGGUCGCCGGUCAGGUUCGUCGUCAUUUCAGAAUCAACUCUCGAAGAUGUAGGUAAGGAAACAGAUAACGAUCAGAUCUCUCGAAAAAAUCUGACCCGCUUCCAAAAACGCCAAAGUCCAAGUUGAUAUCAAAAAACGUAUCGAAAUUGGAGAUAAACAAUAGAAGGUCGUCUCGAAGUUCCUGUUAAAACUUCUGAUAACAACAAGUUGAUAAGAUGAUAAUACGGGAGGUUUCUCAGGUGGUAGUGAUCACCGGUUCUGGCAUGGGGAUGGGCAAGGAGGUCGCCAAGAAGUUCGCCCUCAGACAAGGCGCCAAGGUCUGCAUCCUCGACAUCAAUGAGGUCCGUCGCCAAAUAUUUCAAGUUAUCCUCAAAGUUCAGAAAGAAGGACUCCGGACGAUGGAGGAGAUCACAGAGGCCGGCGGAUUCGCUCAGUUCUUCAGAUGCGACGUCUCCAAGGCAAAUGAGCUGGAAGACGUCGCCAGUCGGAUCUACAAAGAUCCAGCUCUCGGUACAUCCCUCAUCUUGACUUGAUCCAGAAAUCACUUUCUAGGAUUCGUCAACAUUGUCGUCGCCAACGCCGCGAUUCUGAAGUUUGGCGAGGCGACGACUCUCACUUACGACGACUACAAACUGAAUAACGACGUCAACAUCCUCGGACAUAUCUACGUGAGUUUUUCGUGGUUUUUUAGGCUUGAGAAUAUCCUGAAAAGUUUUCUAAAGCGUUUUUCAAAGUUUUAGGGAGAUACUGAUACAUUUUAGCUGCCCAAACUCCUACAUUUUUAGGAAGAUGAUCUAAGCUUUCAAAACUAGAGAAUUUUUUUAAAAAAAUCAACUUAUGAAUGACACUGAGCUCAUCAGAAAGAACUUUUUUUAAAUACUUGAAUUUUUUUCAUUUUUAAACAUAUUUUUUUCGGUAGUUUUUCAAUGAAGCAAAUUUGAAAAAAAUAAAUUUCUGGGGGUGAUUUCAGGAUUUUCAAACAAUACCUUGGACAUAUGUAUUAAAAAAGUCUCUGAAAUACUCCCUAAAAAAGAAAAAUUACCUACCUUGUAGAAGUAAGAGAUUCUCCAUUCAGACGGUCAAGGCAUUCCUGCCGAAGAUGAUCGAAGCCAAACAAGGACACAUCGUCUCGAUCGGAUCCAUCUGCAGCCACUUCGGCGACUACACCGGCACGGCUUACUGGUAAACGACCUCCGAACAUUCCCCACCUAGAAACUUCUUCAGUGCUGCGAAAUUUGCAUGCCGCGGCUUCAUGGAAGCUCUCCAUUGCGAGCUGCUCGAAAAAGGUCUCGAACAGAUCGCGGUGACCUCCAUCUACCCCUACUUCGUCAAGACCAACUUCAUCUCCAACUUCGAAGAACCCUACAGCACGUCAGUGAAUGAUCCAGAAGUUUGAGAAGAGCUAGUUUUACGGAGAGUACUGUAUGUGAAGGUCCGCAUUCUGACGAGUGCACUUUGUGUGUAUGCACUUUUUUGGCGUGACCUCUCCGCGGCGCCCAUCUCUGCGUUAUUUUCAAUUUUUUGAAAAGUCAAACUAGAAUCAAAGAUUAUUAAAACUGUUUCCUAUAGUUACAGUUCCUCUCGAUGUUAGAAAUAAAAUUGAAAAAGCUCAAGAACUUCACGGAACAAAAGUGCAGACACUUGAGGUCAGAUUGCGGACUUUCACAUACAGUACUCCAAGGAAAACUGUAAACUCCCUCUUUUAGUAACACCAGAAGUACCCUUUUGAAACAUGACCUUCAGAUAUUGGGACGUCGUGCCUCUGGAAGUGGCGACUGACGAAAUCGUCGACGCGAUUCUCUACGAACGUCUGUCCCACUACAUUCCAGGAAGCAUCAAGCUCCUUUGCGUCUACAUGAAAUGGUCUGAAAUCCAAGAAAUACCACACAAAACCCGUAACUUCAGGAUGACGACGAAAGGAACCAUCCCAAUAGGCCGAAAGGUCUUCAACAUCACGUGCAAGCCGAAAACUGGCGAAGUGAAGCAGGUCUGA